UGCUGUAACAGACUGACAGAGGAAAUUCCUUCUGUCCCCUGACUUCCAGGAGUCACCAUAUCAGCCAAAGCUGAGCCAUCAAACAGGAAAACCCCGUUUUCCCUGGGAUGUCAGAAGUGGCUGCAGGACGAGAUAUUCGCGGAUUUAACAUGUGUUGAUUACAUCCUUUUCUCAGAGUCUUUCUUUUAAAGGUUAUUUUCCUCCUUUUGUUCUGUUGCAUUUCCUGUCUUGGACCACAGCUGUUAUGGCUUGCUCAGAGAAUGCUCAGCUGCAAACAUGUUUGCAGAGCUCCUGCUAUAGUGUCAGCUCUCUCUCAAAGGGCACAAAGGACAAUAAAACACUCCCAUUUUCUCAGGAAAAAACAGUCAAAGCAUGGAGCUCACCGGAGAAUCUGGACUAUCCUGGGAUUAAAGAUGACUGCCCUAAAGGUGAGAAGACACCCAAACCUCAGCAGAACAUGAACUUAAAUGUAGGAGGGAAAGUGUUUUACAUUCCAAGAAUGUGUGCAGUUAGAUAUCCUAACACUCGAAUAGGCUCCUUAGCUCUCUGCAGGGACCAGGCAAAACUCCUCACCCUCUGUGAUGACUACUCUGUGUGCAGCAACGAGUUCUUCUUUGACCGGGAUCCUGCCUUCUUUCACCACAUCUGCCAUUUCUAUGCAACUGGAGUGCUUUGGAUCAUAGUGGAAAUGUGUCCCAUCAGCUUUGAGGAAGAAAUUGCAUACUGGGGCCUGAGCCUGAAGGACACCCAGCUUUGCUGUUGGAUGGUGUUUCAGGAGAAGGUAGAUGAGGUGAAGGAGAACCUGAAGGUGGAAAGAGAACUAAUGGCUGAGGUCGAGGUAAAGUACAAUGAUGAGUAUUUCAAGGACAUGAUGUUUGGGGAUGUUCGGAUGACUAUGUGGAACAUUGUGGAGAAUCCGUACUCGUCAACUCUUGCGAAGACUUUCACUCUGCUCUCUAACAUUUUCGUGCUCUUGUCCAUCGCUGCGAUGUGUCUCAACUCUGUGGAAGAACUACAGUCAUACACAAUUGAUGGCAAAACCUACAUGGAGUGGGGAGAGAUCGUCACCAUUGUGUUCUUCACCUUUGAGUAUUUGAUUCGUCUCAUCACCACUCCCGACAUUGUAUUAUUUUUGAAGAGCGGACUUAACUUUGUGGACAUGGUUUCGGUCAUGCCUUAUUUUGUCCAGAUCAUCUUUGAAGCCUUUACUGACUCCGAGGAUGUGAAUGCACAGGAAGACCUCAGGGCCAUGGCCCGGGUCAGUAAGCUCAGCCACGUCCUCAAAAUUGUCAAGUUGCUGCGGAUCUUUCGGAUUUUGAAGCUAGCCCGCCAUUCGACCGGCAUGAGGGCCUUUGCAUUUACUCUGCGGAGGUGCUACCAGGAGGCCUCUUGCAUUUUCCUCUUUAUCGCCUUGGGAAUCUUCACAUUCUCUGCUCUCCUGCAUUCAGCAGAAAGGGAAACCGAGGGCUCUCCCAUCAGCAGUAUCCCAUACGCCUGGUGGUGGGCAGCAGUUAGUAUCUCCACUGUGGGCUAUGGGGAUGUGGUUCCUGUAACCAUCCUGGGCCGCAUCGUGGCCUUUGGAUGCAUUACUUUUGGGAUAAUCCUCAACGGCAUGCCGAUUUCCUUCCUGUUUAACAAGUUCUCUGAUUACUACAGCAAACUAAAGACCCAAGCUUACAAUUCUACCUCAGUCCAGCGCCACUUUCAGCUUAAGAAGAGACUCAAGCGUAAAAUGGAUGCAUGGUUCCAUCCCUUUGAAGAAGAUGACACCGCAGCCCAAUCCCCACGCUAAGUGCAUCUCAUACAUGACCACUGUGUACUGUGAACGUGCUGCAGCAUGAACCUCAAGCUGCCUUCAAAAAUGACAAUGUGGUGCAAAAAAAUUAAACCUAGUACAUGUGAAUGAGGGCAGGAAGAGGAAGUGGAAAGUUUCUUUGUACUGAUGCAGUUUCUGGCCUGGUAGUUUCACAACUACCACAUGCGCCACUGUUUCUUUUUCAUUGUGUAUGCAUCUUGUAUUUAAGUAAUUCAUGCGAUUGAAAAGGAGCCUGGAUGUCAAACCCAAGUUUUUAACCUCAGGUGAAUCCAUCGUGAUGCUUAUCUUCCACCUGACACCCAUGAAUUAUAAAUAAUGAGUGCCUGUCAAUGUGACCUCCUUUUUUAAGUAUGUGUCACAUGCGACUGCGACAUACCAAACAGGGCUGAAAGGGGUUUCUGCUUGCCAUAUAGGUUACAUUGUAGAUUUCCCGCUAAAGCAAAAUUCAACACUAAGGAAUAAUGACCCUGACAUGAUGUUUUGGUGGAGGUCAAAUUAAACUUUUCUGGAUAAAAUGUGAGCAGGUUUUGACAUGUGCCAAAAGGACAAUGUAUUCUCUUUGUUCCCGAAUUGCCUAAACUUGGGAUUAAUAAAAACAAAUGAAUACAACAAAACUUGCAUGUUUUGAGUUGCAGUAUGUUAGCCUCAAAGGUUAAGUAAUAAAUUACCAACACAUUUUCAAAAUUGUCUUUAAAAUGGAUGUUUAUUGAUAGAGAGUUGCAUUUUGUAUCCAGUUUCUUUACAUUCAUGUCAAUGUUGGCUGCCAGAUAAACAGUGUUUAUAAAAAAAUAAUCUUUUAUAAACACUCCAUUGUGUAAGAAUUACAGAAAGGGCUUUUGUACAAACACAUAUCUCAUGCAAAUAAUUUAACCAAAGGGUCAGAACGUGUGUAUGCAUAUAUUCUUUCUAUAGUCGCCUCUGGGCUCUGUACCAGGAAAUAAAACAGGAAAUAAAAGGUUAUUUUGAUAUUUAAUGCCAAUGACGGGGGGGGGGGGGGGACUUCACAACAGUUCCUGUCACAAGACUGAUGCUCCCAGUUCUUCACAGUGUUUAGUGUAAACAUUAAACAUUUCUUAUAUG
Molecule: messenger RNA, 2896 nt
Organism: Oreochromis niloticus (Nile tilapia)
Lineage: Eukaryota; Metazoa; Chordata; Actinopteri; Cichliformes; Cichlidae
Product: potassium voltage-gated channel subfamily V member 2
Exons: 2
Coding region: 245-1792 (515 amino acids)
Biological process (GO): action potential; protein homooligomerization; potassium ion transmembrane transport
Cellular component (GO): membrane; voltage-gated potassium channel complex
Molecular function (GO): delayed rectifier potassium channel activity
Source: RefSeq, a predicted model, not a curated record